CCUCUGCUCGUCUGGGCAUGUCCAUCAAUCAUAUGUAAUGCCUGAAGAUUGUCCAUGUUGCAUUGACUGACUUAACACACGCCGGGACGGAAUGCUUCAUGUUUCACAUUGGGGCCCCAUUGCUUGCACUUGCUUGCAAUUGCACGACAUGGAAGCCAUUGAACAACACAAAUCAAAUCAACCGAUCUGGUCCCUGCUCGCUACCACGCUCCCUGGGAUACCCUGGCGACGCCCCAUCCGUUGGCGCCAACGUCCCCUCCACCACGCCCUAAGCAACCUUCCCCAAUUUGUCCCCCUCGUGACGAGACCCUUCCAGACUGCUGGGUGCGGAACAGGGCAGUGGGCGAAAGUGGGCUCUGGGGAAAGCUUCUCAACCUCCAUGCUCCAUCAUCUCCAACACCACUCUCAAAAGGGAUUUGUUGUUUACAUACCAACCAUUUCAUUAUCAGCUCAAUUCGGGUGUGAACGAACGGAUACACGACAGGGUGACCUUGACGCUCUCGUCCCACCCCGGAAGACACCGGUCUCGAAGCACUCCAAGCAAACAGCCUUCGCAUCUGUCAUUAUUCCCCUUUCUUUGUCUCGACGUUGUAGUGAACCAUCCGACAAAUCUAGCGCAAUAUCGCCAACUGACGCCAUUGCCGUUGUCUUAUCUGCCGCCGUCUCAGCGCGAGCUGCCCGUUGUUUGGCUCUCUCCCCCAUACCGGGCUGUUAAAUAACAAGCAGGGAUCUGCGAUAAGCCUGUCACUCUUCCACUUACGGCCUCGACCCUCCUCCCUGCCCUGUCUCUCUUCAUCUCCCCCAACACCACCUUACUACAACACUACCCCUACCCCCUCACCUCACCACCCUUUGGCACUUCACCCUCCCCUCACUCUUCGCCUGGGCCGUGCCGGUUCCCUUCAUUCCAUUGACAACCUCGUCUCAAUUGUCUUGGAUUCUCCCGUCUCUGUCUUUGU
Molecule: messenger RNA, 959 nt
Organism: Neurospora tetraspora
Lineage: Eukaryota; Fungi; Ascomycota; Sordariomycetes; Sordariales; Sordariaceae
Exons: 1
Coding region: 92-715 (207 amino acids)
Source: RefSeq, a predicted model, not a curated record